AUGCAUCCUUGUUGGGUGAUAGUGAAGCAGCGUAGAGCGCGGUACGGGCGCCGGGGCUUGCAAUAUUUUCCACGUUUUCAGUUCCUCUUGGCAAAUCUGUUAGCUUUGAAUUGUCAAGAAGAAGAAUCAGAAAAACCCACAGGAGUUUACACAAGCGACGAAGGAAAACCGAGCUACUCGUUCAGUUACGGAGUGUCCGAUGCCCGCACUGGGGACAUAAAGACUGUGUGGGAGUCAAAGGAAGGUGAUACUGUCAAAGGUCACUACAGUGUACUUGAACCUGAUGGCUCUAUGAGAACCGUGGAGUAUUCAGCCGGCCCAAAAACAGGCUUCACGGCAGUAGUAAACAAUGAGAAUAUACAUACAGAAAAUCCAGAAGGUAGAAGUUUGGAAAAUCCAGAAGGUCGAAGCUUCAUGGAGGAGAAGGCUAUGAGAGAUUAUGGAAAGUAUUACGAUUUUUCUGAAGAUGCUGACGAAGAUUACUAUGAGAACAAAAGGCCAAAACAUCCAUUGGAGUCUUUGUUCAAAGAUUACUCCAUAAGAAAAAAACCAAAGUAUCCGUACGAUUUAGAACCCAGUGAGUACACGCACAGCAUUAGCAUUAAACAUCCGCGCGAUGAAUCUUCUGAUACUGAAGCUCACAGUCACGUCGGAUACAGUUUUGACCCGAAUUGUAAAACUAAAACUAGAAAAGAAAGUAACGAACACAAAGAAAAUUUGUAUUCAAACAUUGUAGAUUUAGAAAUGAGUAAAACAAAGAAUCCUAUAUUUUCCGGUGAUUCUUAUAAAGAACCUUAUGAUAAGUAUGCUGAAGCAUCAAAUUAUGACUUUGAGAAAUAUAAACCGUUUAGUAGCAACUCUCACAAGGGGUCAAAAUAUGAUGAUAAUCAUAUGAAACCGUCGUCCCCAACGAAGUACACAUUUCCAAGUUUACCAGACGUACCUCCACCGGAUAGAUAUUAUCCAGACGAAAUUCCACAAAGACCAAAGAAGAAAAAUAGGCCUUACAAACUGCCAGAGUUCUAUCCAAGCGAUGAUUUAGAUGACUAUAUUCUUGUUCCUAAAAAGAAGUACAAGCCCUCGAGGGUUCCGGAUUUGAGCGAUUAUAAGCCGGAUCUAGAGGAUGAUUACGACCGACCACAAUAUGGAAGCAACAGUGACGAUCAAGACGACAGAUAUCCAACUCGAGGCAAUGGUCAGAAAGAAGUAAUAAGAAAAGUUAUUAAAAAAAGACGACCUCCCGUAAUUAAUUUAUUAGAUAUGUUUGAUAUUUAAGUUAUUUAUAAUAAUGUUAUAAAUACAAAUUAGAUUAUUGUAACAAUUGGCCAGCGGAGUGAUAAAUUAAAAUAAUGUAAUAGUAUUAUAAAUGAUAAGAUAGACUGAAAAAAUACCAUUGAAAUCGGUUUGUUGAGUAAUUAUAGAGUGUAUAAAAUCAACGUAGCAUAAAUAAAUAUUGUUGAUGAAGCAAUGCAGUUUAUAAAUAGGUUGAAUUUACGUGUUUUAUCUAAUAAAUUAAUGAAUUUAAA
Molecule: messenger RNA, 1526 nt
Organism: Manduca sexta (tobacco hornworm)
Lineage: Eukaryota; Metazoa; Arthropoda; Insecta; Lepidoptera; Sphingidae
Gene: CPR125
Exons: 4
Coding region: 1-1275 (424 amino acids)
Cellular component (GO): extracellular matrix
Source: RefSeq, a predicted model, not a curated record